Galeopterus variegatus (Sunda flying lemur) is the source of this 487-nucleotide messenger RNA. RefSeq names its product zinc phosphodiesterase ELAC protein 1. The annotation marks the transcript as partial. The record is from RefSeq and is a predicted model, not a curated record. Gene Ontology annotation, molecular function: 3'-tRNA processing endoribonuclease activity. Lineage: Eukaryota; Metazoa; Chordata; Mammalia; Dermoptera; Cynocephalidae. The transcript has a single exon. Gene Ontology annotation, cellular component: nucleus.
GUGUUCCGCCAGGUCCUGCCUAUGGGAAGCUGAAAAAUGGAAUUUCUGUUGUUCUGGAAAAUGGGGUUACAAUUUCUCCCCAAGAUGUCUUAAAAAAGCCUAUUGUUGGAAGAAAAAUCUGCAUAUUGGGUGAUUGUUCUGGGAUUGUGGGUGAUGGAGGAGUGAAGUUGUGCUUUGAAGCAGACCUGUUGAUCCAUGAAGCGACCCUGGAUGAUGCCCAGAUGGACAAAGCAAAGGAGCACGGCCAUAGCACGCCACAGAUGGCAGCAACGUUUGCAAAGUUGUGCCAUGCAAAGAGGCUGGUUCUGACUCACUUCAGUCAGAGGUACAAACCAGUUGCCUUGGCCAGAGAAGGAGAAACAGAUGGCACUGCAGAACUAAAAAAGCAAGCUGAAUCAGUGUUAGAUCUCCAAGAAGUGACUCUAGCAGAAGAUUUUAUGGUAAUUGGCAUUCCGAUCAAGAAAUGAAACCAGUGUUCCUGAAUGCA